AUGAAUAUCUGGUUCACCACCUAUCCCACGCCAUACAUCGGUAGUCUAGACAGGGCUGACCGAUGCCUACAAAUGUUCCCGAAGUUCAACACUACCGGUACCGCCAAACUGUCGUUCAUCGGCCAAAACACGUACCAUAACCCGUGUAAAGUCGACUGUCCCCUAUGCGAGGAUGAGUUGCCUACUACUAAGGAUAAUACCAUAAGGUCAUACCCUGCUCACAUAUCCAUCAAGGAUGACAUAGUCCAGUGUCAGAGCUCGGUGGAGGUGUUUGAGCAGUAUAUGGAGGAUGGUGUCAAAUGCGGACCUUUUCAU
Oppiella nova is the source of this 315-nucleotide messenger RNA. NCBI's taxonomy places the organism in Eukaryota, Metazoa, Arthropoda, Arachnida, Sarcoptiformes, Oppiidae. The record is from the annotation of a GenBank genome assembly.